Molecule: messenger RNA, 1347 nt
Organism: Telopea speciosissima
Lineage: Eukaryota; Viridiplantae; Streptophyta; Magnoliopsida; Proteales; Proteaceae
Product: trihelix transcription factor ASIL2-like
Exons: 3
Coding region: 255-1151 (298 amino acids)
Cellular component (GO): nucleus
Molecular function (GO): transcription cis-regulatory region binding
Source: RefSeq, a predicted model, not a curated record
CAACCGUAUACCGAUAGUGCGGGUGACGUUAACGUCGACCAGAUGCACGGCCGACGGCUCUCUUCUGCACCUCCCACCCAUUUGGUGGGGACGGUACCCGAUGCUUAUCCCCUCCACCCUGUUUUAAUUCUCUCCUUCGCUUCCGGCGUACCUUAGCAUCUGUACACCACCACUGUUCGAAUUCCGUGCCCUUUUUUUUUUUUUGUAUCCCCACACAUCACCACCACUAGUGAGGUUAUCAUAUUCAAUAGCUGAUGAAGGAGGAGGCUAUGGAGGAUCAGGGUGCGCAUGCUACCACCAGGUCUCAUAACCACCACCCUUUUCCUCACAGUAGUGGUGGUGGUGGUGGUCGAGAAGAUUGCUGGAGUGAAGGAGGGACCGCUACCCUAAUUGAAGCUUGGGGCGAUCGUUAUCUCCGUCUCAGUCGUGGUAAUCUCCGUCAGAAAGAUUGGAAGGAGGUUGCGGAUGCAGUAAACGGACGUCAGGGCGGCAUCAAGCCCCGCAAAACUGAUAUCCAAUGCAAAAAUCGCAUCGACACUCUGAAGAAGAAAUUUAAGCUUGAGAAGUCUAAGCCUGGUCCUUCCGAAUGGCCUUUCUACUCUCGUCUGGAUCUGCUCAUUGGCACCUCCCCUAACCCCAACUCCAACAAGAAGCGUUUGCCCCAGCCUCUUCAGCCACCGCCAUCAUUUCAUAAGCCUCCUUCUGUUUCCUUCACCAUCAAGCAUUGCAAGGAUAAGCUCAACUUAAACCCUAACCCUAAUGCCAUUGUUUAUUCCGGUGGCUCUUCGUCCAAGUCCAGGCUCAACUCCGCUGGUUCAUCUGAGAGCUCUCGUGGUGGUUUGGGUGACGACCAUGAUGAUGAUUUUGUGUUCAAUGGUGGAAUUCAGAAACGUCGGAGGACAGAUGGAGAAGGUUCUUCGUCUGAUGCGGUCGCGAUUAGGGAGUUGGCCAGAGCGAUUCUUAAGUUUGGGGAGAUUUAUGAGAGGAUUGAGAGCUCUAAACAGGACCAGAUGAUUGAGUUGGAAAGGCAGAGAAUGGAGUUCACUAAGGAUCUUGAGUUCCAGAGGAUGCAGAUGUUUAUGGAUGCUCAGCUUGAGCUCGAGAAGAUGAAGCGCCCCAAAUAUGCAUCUAGUACAGGGAAGAAGUUGUAGGUGGAGAUAGCUUGAGAUUCAUUAUCUGUAAAGAUGAAGAUGGUAUGCAGGUCUUACAUGAAAAAUGUCUCUUGAGGUAGAUCUUAACCCUUCAGGAAAGUACAGAGUACAGAGUUCGGUGUGAUAUUAUCUGUUGAUUUUGAAUUUCUUGAGACAACAUGCCUGCAGGGUGAUGUACUUUGUACAUUAGUCUUUA